Symbiodinium natans is the source of this 4695-nucleotide messenger RNA. The record is from the annotation of a GenBank genome assembly. NCBI's taxonomy places the organism in Eukaryota, Dinophyceae, Suessiales, Symbiodiniaceae.
AUGGCGGUCUGCACCAUCUGCACUGCACCAAAUCUUUCGGCUGCCACUGCAGUCUCCAAGCCACCAUUGCUGGGCCCCUCCGUCAUCUCCGCGCCCGGGGAGAGCUUCGAAGCGGUGAUGAUGUUGGAGCUCCGGGCCUUUACCACGGACCCGCGCCGGAAGAUGGAGGAGGCGGUCACGAUCACCGUCAAGUGCCGGUCGCAGCACUGCGAGGUUGUCCAGCAGCUGGUGAAGAAUGCUUGGGGGGUCCAGCUGCGCGUUUUGGAGAACCAAGUCUUGGCGGAAGAAAGGUGUUUGGCCCUUCGCUGGGACCAGUGGCAGGAGGACACCUUCGUCAUCGCCGUGACCAACGUUUGGCGGCGGGCGCUCGAAAACUACCACCUGUGGAUUGGCCAGCCGCGCGACUGCGUCAAGGAGACGCUGAAGAUGUUUCAGGAGACCCUCCUGUUCUACACGAUGCAGGCCGUCUCCGAGCAGGUCAUGCACUGUCCGGAAGUCAUGAACACGCUCUUCCAUCUACUCCUCAAUGACGAGACUUCGAACAUCCUCCGCUUCGACCUAAUGUGCAAGAUUAUCGACGAAUACAUCCACAACAGCGACCCCUUCUAUGUGCGUGGCCUGACCCUGGAUGACCUGAACGACUCCGUGCCUCGGCGCCUGGGAAACACCGACAUGGAGAGCCUGGAGCGGCGGCUGAAGAACUGCACCUACAAGGGCGGCUUGAUCUCGAAGAUGUAUCCGGCGCGCGGCAUUUUCGCCGGCUUGAAGCUGGCGCUGGACUUCCGACCGGCUGUCGAACUAAAGAGCAUGGUUGCCGUGCUGGCCUAUGCCACCUUUUCCGAGGACCUCGCCACCCGGCCCUUCUGGAUCCUCGAGCGGUGGGCCUUUCUGCACUCAUCGACGCUGGCGGUUGUGGAGCUUGCCACGCUUUGGAACCUGGGAUACAUCCAUCGAAGUGCACCGCGCCGGGACCAGAUGGCCAAGCGCUUCCUGGGAUUCCUGGUGUGCACGGGCAUUGCGGUGGUCCACAUCGUCAUGCCUGGCAGCGAUGUUGUCAAGCAGCUCGUUGGCCCCGGCUUCCUGGGAUUUCGGGCCGCCUACCUCACCUUGCUCCGCAACUGCCUCCCGCUGCCCUGCUUCCGCUCGCUGUCGCCCUUCCCGCAGAGCGAGAAGGAUCCCAAGCCGAAGUUCGACAGCGAAGGCGCCACGGCCGCGUUCUGGAAGCGGCUUCUCUACUGGACCGUGGUCAUGCUGUUCUGCUUCCUGGGCGAGGUCUACGUGGUUUUCCCAGUGAUGCAGGGGCUCAGCUUCGAGUCGCUCUGCGCGAGCCGCUGCCACCCUCUCCCCUGGCAGUCGGAGUGCGUGGCCUGCAAUGGGAGCAUGUUCAUUCUCUACUUCAUGCUCUCCUCUAUGCUGGCCAUCGAUAUCUUCAUGGGCCAUGUGCUCUUUACGUCUGUCAUUGGCAUCGUCUUGGGGACCCAGCGCGGCCUCAACGGCAUGCGCAAGGCUGGGGACUCGGCGGUCUUCCUCUCCGACUCCGACCUGGGCGUAGGGGAAAACAACCCGCGGGCCGGGAAGCUGAUGCAGCGCGUGUUUGGCAAUGGCUGGCGCCACACCUGGAACCUCAUAUGCUACCGCCUCUGGAAGGAAGAUUUGCUUAGCAGCUCGGAGUCGGAUCAGCUGAUGCAGAUGGCCACCAAGAGCAACUCCGACAAGAACCCAGAUGCACCGGUUUACCUGCACACGCUUCACCCGGUCGUCCGCGAGCGCUUCACCUUCUUCUUCGCCUCGCUCCGUACCAUCUGCGAGGACCGGAUGCGAAUGGAGGAGAACCCGCCGAUCUCGCAUCAUGGAAUCUUCCGCACCCACGACAUCAUGCCUCUCUCGCAGGUGCUGCCGGCCGUGAACGAAGAGGUCAUCCUCCAGGACGGCAUGCUCAGUGGAAACAAUGGAGAGAACCUGCGGUGGAUCAUCGGCAAGUAUCCGAAGGAGUGGCAGCGCCUCACAGCACGACUGGCGGAGAGCAACUUGCUGCUGAGAUACCUUGGGAAGGCCCAGCCUCCCAUCUCCGACAAGACGCGGCUCGAGGUGCGUUUGUGGGCUUCGAUGAGGUCUCAGACGGUGAUGCGCACAGUGCAGGGAGCCGUGAACUACCACAUCGCGUUGGAAACGAAUCCGACGAUUGUGUCCCCGCACUCCACCAUCAGCAAACGGCAGCAGCUGGAGAAGUACGUCGAGCUGAUUUGGUCGCACCAGACGCACGGCGAAGACAACAAGAAAGACAGUGAUGUGCGUCGCCUCCUGGGUCUGUACGAGGACUACCCAAUCUACCUCGUCUUCGACCUGGACAUGGUCCACCUCACCACGCUGGAUCGGAAGAUCAUGGGGCAGAUGGUGCGGUUCCAGAAGCUCCUCGGCAACUACGUCUUCCGGACGGGGACGACGCGGCGUGGCGGGGGCUGGGGGUACCUGUUCUGCAUGGAAGCCGGCGAGAAUCCUGACUGGUUCCGCCUGGUCCGAGUCGGUGACCCGAGCCACGAGUCGGGCGAGCUCCAGCCCGCCGACAUGGGUACAAAGCCGGAGAUGCAAGUCCUGGAUGAGUGGCUCGACGACACUCACUUCUUUGACCACUUCCCCUACAUGUCCUGCAAGGCCAUGUACCGAAAGCGGCCGCUGCUGGAAGAGCGCCGCAAGCUCAUCCGGGAGCUCGAACUCAGCAACCUCGAUGGCAAGUUCAUCGCCAGCCAGGGUCGUGACGAGAUCUGGUUCUGGACUGCCAAAUGGGGUACGGAGGUGGAGCACGUGCUGGCCCUCAUGAGCCGGUACUUGGUUGAGAGCUUCGACCCCACAUCCGUCUUGAAUCUGGAGAUGGUCGAGGUGAUGCCUCGGCGCCUGCCGCUCAUGAUUGGCAAGAACAAAGGCAAUCUCACGCAGGGAAAGGCAGGGAACCAGCUGAUGGCCCUGCGAUUCUGCAAGGGCUUUGCCUUGCAGGAAUGGAAAGUACACCUGAUUCGGUUGAUUGGCUUCCGCGAGCACAUCUUCACGGUGGCGCACGGCAUCUGCGGCGCAGGGGGGCUCGGUGAGCACGGGUUGCGAGGUGCAAGCUGCCCACGCCAAAUCCCAGCAAUGGCGCACAUAGGAACCUUGAAGAAGGUCAUGGAUGGCUGCGGCUUCAUCGAGAACUCCGAUGGUUCGGGUGAUGUUUUCGUGCACUUCUCUCAGUUGGCCCACGGCAGCUCCGAUGACCUGAUUGUCGGGACUGUGAUGACCUUCGACAUUCAGGAAGAUGCGCGAAGCGGCGAGUCCAAGGCCACCAACGUGACGUUGCAUGGCGGCUAUGGCUAUGCUGGCGACUCUGCCAUCGGCUAUGGCAAGGGCCGGGGCCGGGGCCGGGGCCGGGGUCAUGGCGGUUACGGUAAGGGUGGCGGUAAGGGCAGGCCCGUGCCCGUCCAGACCUGGCUGGGCGUUCGCAUGCACUAUGGCCAUCCCGACUUUGUGGACCUGUACUGGGCCCGGAACCGUGGGUCGAUGAGCAAGGCCACACCACACAUCAACCUCUCGGAAGAUAUCUACCUCGGGUUCAACGUCAAGAAUCGUGGAGAGAAGUCAGACCACUUCGACUUCUUGGAGUGGGAGAAGGGCCGAGAGGUGUCUUUCAACGCGGCCAGCACCUUCUUGUACAAGAUCUCGGGCGGGAACAUCGGCGUCUGGCGCUCGAAGGACAUCACCGAGAGCGCCAUGGUCUUGCCCACCAUCGAUCUCUUCUCCUUCUACUUCGCCACGGUGGGGUACUUCGUGUCUUUGACAAUCAUUGACAUGACCAUGUACUUCUAUGUUGGCUUUCACCUGAUGCUGACGAUGGCCUCGGUGUCCCUUCACGCCUUGAAGGACGAGCUGUGCGACCUCACCCUCCGCCUUGCCAAAGAGCGAGGAUUAGAUGCAGCUGAUGCAAGGUUUUCCACUGCCGUGUCCGGCUUGGAGGCCGCAGACCCUGGCUUCGGUGCGGCGCUGCACCAGGCCAUGUCCCUAACUCCCGCGAUCGCCGAUCUCUGGCGCAGCCGGGAACUGAUCGAAGCGGUCCACAAUCUCACAGGUUGGCGCUCGGUGGCCGCCCACCCCAUCUUCAACAUCCGGCCGAAGUCUCCUUCUGCGCGAGAGCUCAACUAUGGUCUUCACCAAGAUCCCGCCUUUUGGGGCGAGGCCGCGGCGGGCAUCGAUGUUGUCGCAGCCUGGCUGCCGCUGGUCCAUGUCUCACGGGAGAAUGGCACCCUCCAACUCAUUUGUGGCUCCCACAAGAGGCCAGGCCUCUACCGUCACUUCCUCUCUCCCGAUGGGGCGAUGGCCCCCUUCCUCCCAGAGGAGUCGUUGCCGAGCGGUGAGCGCAUCUUGGCCGAGCUCUCGCCGGGUGACGCCGUCUUCUUCUCCCAGCGGACCGUCCACGGGGGCUGCGGACCAAACCUCUCCAGCGCUGUGCGCUGGGCUGUGGACCUCAGGUGGCAAAACCCAGCUGACCGCAACUUCCUCACGGGCCAGCGGGACGCUGUAAAGUUGUGGGACACGGAGUGCGGCCUGCAGGAGGUUGACGUAGAGAAGUGGGCGGCCGCGUGGAAGGAGCAGGAGCAACUUCGGAAGGCUGGGCGUCACUGGGAGGCGGCGUGGCCGCGCUACCGGCCCCCGCCGGGUCCAGAGGACUGA